GGUCGGGUAGGGGGUUAAUAAUGUGUAGUAGGUACACACACUUAGAUUUAUUUGUCACCAUCAUUCUCAUCUCGUCGUUGGCUAACGGCUAAAAAGUCCCACUAUCAUUAUUUUCUCGUACGAGUCGAGCGAGCGAGAGGAGGACCCCAACCUCUCCUUCUCAUUCCCAAUCGUAAACUCGAGCGCUACGUAUCGCUCGCCUGUAAAUUCACGCGCGCGCGUUUUCAAAAUCGGAACGGCGACACUAAAAAGAAAGUGGAACGUCGCGUGUAGAAAGAAAAAACAAAAAAAAUGAGUGAAACUAUCUCCUAAGGUGGAGAUAGAUAAUUAGUGCCUUAUUAAGUGUGUAGUUUAAGCAUGUUGUUGGCGACUCCUUUUAUGCCCUUUGAUAGUGCGCCCGCAAGUGGCGGACCUCCGAGGGUCAUUUCGGAGAUACGAAAACAAAAUCCCAUCGUGAACAGGGAGAGGCGGGAGCAAAUUCGGCCGAGAAUAAGCGGAGAAUUACUCGUCAUCUGCGCUAAUGAGAAGAGAUGGUGGCCGCGGAGAGUGAUGGUACGCGGUGGACAAUUGCUAAUAGGCAGCGCACCUGGUGAUCCGACAUCGUGUAGCUUACGGCUACCGCUAAGACACCUCAGCCUCGCCGCCGGACCGCUACCGAACAGUUUAUCACUGUACAAAGGACAAAAUAUUGCUCUUACCAUACAGACCGCAAGUGAGCGUGCGUUCGACUUAUGGGCAAAGACUAUAGCGAUCGAACUGAUAAGGCAGACACCCCUCGAGGCCGUCAGAUAUUUGGAUAUAUUAACGGUAGCGGGCUGUUGGAAUAAGAAAUAUAAUCAAGAAGACUGUACGCAAGACUGGAACUGUAACUAUAUAAAAAAUCAGGAUGUGCAAUCGUUGUACGCGAGCGAGAGGCAAAGGGCGAAGCCGCAGCCGCCCCCAAGUGACGAAAGAAGCAUAGAGGUGCUGCUGAAGAGAUGCCAAAAUGCGGACAACUACGUACCGGUCAAAGAAAAGUUGGUCCUUUUCGAAUCGCUGUGCCGGUUCGGUAGAAAAGUGCGCAGUACCGAAGACGUUUCCGUGAAGAUCAACGUGGAGGCCAAGCGGGCGGUUUCGAUGCACGACCUGUCCAACAGUUCUCUAACGGGCGUACGUCAAAUAUGUAAAUAUUUCGAAAAUAAGAGAGAGCCGCAGGAGGAAUUGGCAUCGACAUACGGUACAAUUCAUCGUGCUAGUAGAAGACUGAUUAACUUCAACACUCAGCUACGCGAUCGCAAUAUAGACCAAAGAACUGAUAAACAGAGUGAUAGUUGUGCGGUGUAGUUGUAGUUGACGUAAUUUAGAUGUAACCAAAGUUUAUUAGUUUUGUUAAUGUUCAGAUUAUAUAAGAUUAUCAUUUUUGUAAAGAGAUAAAAAAAGCAUUAUUCGUACUUAACUGCGUCUGUAGUUUAGUUUAAAUACUCACGCCCAUUUGAUUUGGUUGCGAACUAAUAAAUGCGAUUUAUUUUAUUAA
Molecule: messenger RNA, 1513 nt
Organism: Photinus pyralis (common eastern firefly)
Lineage: Eukaryota; Metazoa; Arthropoda; Insecta; Coleoptera; Lampyridae
Exons: 3
Coding region: 358-1323 (321 amino acids)
Source: RefSeq, a predicted model, not a curated record